AUGGCACCCAAAUCGAACAAGAAAGCUGUGGAGGAACGGGAGCCUACUCCUAUGAGCACAUCGUCUGCUGGCGACUCGUCUAGCUCCGAGGUUGAGUUGAACCAGAGCGGAAGCGAGAGUGACAGCGAUAGCAGCACUUCUUCCAACGAAAAGACUUCUAGCCAGAAGACCUCCCGUAAUGUAUCCUUAGCAGCACCCCAACCUUACAAAGCUCCGUCUGGAUUCAAGUCCUUGAAACAACAAGCACCACCGAAGUCCAAUGUCUCCUCUCUCCUGUCCGAUCUUCGCGGCAAGCAAGUCUACCACAUUACGGCGCCAGACUACCUUCCUCUUUCCAAGGUUGAGGAAGUCUCGUUGGCCAAGAUCAUGCAGGGCAAGCCGGUCUUGAAACACAAGGGUGUGCAAUACGGGAUUCCGGUGGAAAGCUUUGCGCAACCCGACCUGGGUGGAAAGACGCUUCACCUGUAUGACUCGAAGACCAAGACCUACUACAGUACUGCCGCCAGCAACAUCCCCAGCUACCACAUCCAAGAAAUGCUCGACAUUCCCGAGGUCAGCGAUGAGACCGUUGCACAAGCUGUUCAGGAGCAGAUCAAGCCCCCGAGGAAACACCCCAAACACUUGAAGAUGCGUUUCCGCCCCGUAGGAAGUGGCGUGGCACCCCCCGAGACCCUCGGGUCCAGUUCGGAGGAGUCGGAAGACGAGACGCCUACAUUCAAGGUCCCCAAGUCGCUGGAGAAGGAGCGGGAUGAGAGAAAGCGCAAGAACCACCCUACUGAGGCGGACGGGAGCCAGGCCGACGCCGGUGAUGUGCCUCGUAAGAAGUCCAGAAAGUCCGCUCAGGAGGGAGGUGAAGGCGAGGACAAGAAGAAGAAGUCCAGCAAGAGCCGGGAGGAGAAGAAGCGCAAGAAGUCCGAGAAGUCUACUUGA
Aspergillus niger is the source of this 930-nucleotide messenger RNA. RefSeq lists its product as hypothetical. Bases 1 to 930 code for a protein of 309 amino acids. The record is from RefSeq and is a predicted model, not a curated record. The transcript has 2 exons. Gene Ontology annotation, biological process: transcription by RNA polymerase I. NCBI's taxonomy places the organism in Eukaryota, Fungi, Ascomycota, Eurotiomycetes, Eurotiales, Aspergillaceae.